This is a messenger RNA of Cajanus cajan (pigeon pea), 1834 nucleotides long. RefSeq names its product ATP-dependent 6-phosphofructokinase 3. Gene Ontology annotation, biological process: fructose 6-phosphate metabolic process; glycolytic process. The record is from RefSeq and is a predicted model, not a curated record. NCBI's taxonomy places the organism in Eukaryota, Viridiplantae, Streptophyta, Magnoliopsida, Fabales, Fabaceae. Gene Ontology annotation, molecular function: 6-phosphofructokinase activity; ATP binding.
AUUGGUGGUCCUAACAAAAAUUAAAUAGAAAGCUAGCUUAUAGUAAUACCAACAUCUCUCACUCAGACAAUAAUUUAGCUCUGGAGACUCAGCUGCUUCUAACGUAGUUGUGCAGCUGAAACCUACGACUCCCACGAAAACCUUGCCGAAUCGAAUUGUGUUAUUACAGAAUCUAACAACACCAUGCUGGAUUGUGCUAAUCCCCAUGACAAAAGCACCUCAGAAGUUUCUAGCUUCAUACUUGAGGAUGUUCCUCAUCUAUCUGAUUACAUCCCUGACCUCCCUACAUAUCCUGACCCGUUACAAAACAAUCCUUCCUAUUCAGUUGUUGCGCAAUACUACGUGAAUGUGGAUGAUACAGUUGCGCAACAGAUAGUUGUACACAAAAAUAGUCCAAGAGGAACACAUUUUCGGCGUGCUGGACCUGCUCAGAAGGUAUAUUUUGAUUCAGAGGAAGUAUACGCUUGUAUUGUCACAUGCGGUGGUCUUUGUCCUGGUCUAAAUACAGUGAUAAGAGAAAUAGUGUGUGGCUUGUAUCAUAUGUAUGGAGUGCACAAAGUUCUGGGAAUACAGGGAGGUUAUCCAGGUUUUUAUUCUCGAAAUACAGUUCCUUUAACACCAAAGGUUGUGAACGAUAUCCACAAACGUGGUGGAACCAUCCUUGGGACAUCAUAUGGAGGCCAUGACACCUCAAAGAUUGUUGAUAGCAUUGAGGACCGGGGCAUUAAUCAGGUUUAUAUACUUGGAGGAUUUGGAACUCAAAUGGAGGCAGCAAUGAUUUUUGAGGAAGUUAGAAGGCGUGGCUUGAAAGUUGCAGUGGUCGGAAUUCCAAAAACUAUUGACAAUGAUAUCCCAGUUAUUGACAAGUCAAUCGGUUUCGACACUGCUGUUGAAGAGGCACAGAGAGCUAUUAAUUCUGCUCACGUAGAAGCGGAAAGCGCUGAGAAUGGUAUUGGUGUUGUAAAAUUAAUGGGGCGUUACAGUGGAUUUAUAGCCAUGUAUGCAACUCUUGCUAGCCGAGAUGUGGACUGUUGCUUGAUUCCAGAAUCACCAUUUUACCUGGAGGGUCCAGGAGGACUGUUGGAGUUCGUUGAGAAAAGACUGAAAGAACAAGGGCACAUGGUUAUAGUAAUAGCUGAAGGUGCAUGUCAAGAGCUUCUUUCUGGCAACCCAUCUAUUGCUUAUAAGCAGGGUGCUUCUGCCGAUAUAUUACUUCCCGACGUUGGCCUGUGGUUAUCCCAGAAAAUUAAGGAUCAUUUUGCAAAACGUCAAAAAAUGGCUAUAAAUCUGAAGUACAUUGAUUGUCUUGCAGAUCCUACUUACAUGAUCCGUGCUAUCCCAAGCAAUGCAUCUGAUAAUGUAUUCUGCACCCUCCUAGCCCAAAGUGCUGUUCAUGGUGCAAUGGCAGGAUACACAGGCUUCACUGUAGGCCCAGUUAAUGGCAGAAAUUGUUACAUUCCAUUUCAUCUGAUAAACGAGGGAGAGAAGAGGGUUGUGAUAACUGAUCGGAUGUGGGCAAGGUUGCUUUCUUCAACCCAUCAGCCUAGCUUCUUGAAUCCAAAAGAUAUCACAGGAGAAAGAGAGGAACACCAAACCUCAGACGGGCAGAACCAGCCAGAAAUUGCAGACUAAACCAGACGUAAUACAGAGCACGAACAUAAAUAACACUUUAAUAUGCCUUUAAAAUGUGGUAACUCAAGUUCCAUGAUCAAAUUUAAUUAACGUACGAUCAAAUUGGAUAAUUGACGCCAAAUAAAACCAAAUAUAGUCCAUCUUUUGUGGUAUUUUAAGCCACAAUGAGUGCAUCUAUAUUUACAAACUUUUGAAGGGUCAA